Leopardus geoffroyi (Geoffroy's cat) is the source of this 1266-nucleotide messenger RNA. It is a transcript of the gene PFN1, whose product is annotated as profilin 1. The record is from RefSeq and is a predicted model, not a curated record. The transcript has 3 exons. Gene Ontology annotation, biological process: positive regulation of actin filament bundle assembly; actin cytoskeleton organization; regulation of actin filament polymerization. Gene Ontology annotation, cellular component: cytoplasm. Bases 591 to 1013 code for a protein of 140 amino acids. Gene Ontology annotation, molecular function: actin binding. Lineage: Eukaryota; Metazoa; Chordata; Mammalia; Carnivora; Felidae.
CGCCGCCGCUCCUGCCCUCCGGCGGAGGUGGGGGAAGGGGGAGCCGUUCCGUUUAACCCUGAACACCCCGCACCCUCUUCGUUGCGCCCAAUUCGCAGCUCGCCAAUUCCUCCUUUCACUUUCCUUCCUCCCUCGGGCUCACUCCCUUCCCCGACACCAAAGUCCGAUUUAUAUUCCAGGCGAAGUGGAGCGAGCCCGGACCCUAACCUUCCCCUGCCACCGCCCACCCCCCCCCCCCCCCCCGCAUCCUUUUACAUAGCUUUCCACCCAACUCUGCAAAUUUUGCAAUAGGGGGAGGGAUUUUUAAAAUUGCAUUUGCAAAGUUCGGUCUCUGGGCAGGCGAGGGGGGGAGGGAGGGAACGGGGAGCAGGCCCCGCCCCUGCCGCCCUUUGCAAAUAAAAAUCUGGGGGGGGGGGGGGGGAGGAGCAGGAAGUGGCGGUGCGAGGGCUGCUGCACAGCUAGCAGAGCCGCGGUCCGGACGGCAGCGCGUGCCCCGAGCUCUCCACCUCCCCCCGCCCGCCAGCCCGAGGCCCCCGAGCCCAGCCCGCGGCCCCAGCAGCAGCGCCCAGAGCAGCCCCAGCAGCAGCGCCAUGGCCGGGUGGAACGCCUACAUCGACAACCUCAUGGCGGACGGGACCUGUCAGGACGCGGCCAUCGUGGGCUACAAGGACUCGCCCUCCGUCUGGGCCGCCGUCCCCGGGAAAACCUUCGUCAACAUCACGCCAGCUGAGGUUGGUGUCCUGGUUGGCAAAGACCGGUCAAGUUUUUUCGUGAACGGGCUGACACUUGGGGGCCAGAAAUGCUCUGUUAUCCGGGACUCGCUGCUGCAGGACGGGGAAUUUACCAUGGAUCUCCGUACCAAGAGCACCGGCGGAGCUCCCACCUUCAACAUCACUGUCACCAUGACUGCCAAGACGCUAGUCCUGCUGAUGGGCAAAGAAGGUGUCCACGGCGGGAUGAUCAACAAGAAAUGUUAUGAAAUGGCCUCCCACCUGCGGCGUUCCCAGUACUGACCUCGUCCACCCCUCCCCCCCACCACCCCACUGCUUUUGCACCCCUCUCCUUCCCAUACACACACGUACACCAUUUUUAUUUUUUGGGCCAUUACCCCACACCCCUUGUUGCUGCCAAAACCACAUGGGCUGGGGGCUGGGGCUGGAUGGACAGACACCUCCCCCUCCCUGUACCCCUCCUGUGUGUGGUUGGAAAACUUUUUUGUUUUUUGGGUUUUUUUUUUUUUCUGAAUAAAAAAGAUUCUACUAACAA